GUAAAAAUAGAGGGAAGAGUUGACAGAGAAAAAUUAAAUGAAAAAGAAAAAGAAAAUGGGGACCCGCGGACUGCAGCUUCGUACGCUGCAUGUUCUGCUGCCAAUUAAACAUGGCUGACAUCAUGGUGAUGUCGUCAUGACGUCAUCGCGCACUAAGUGAUUAUUUCCCAUGGCCAGAUUUAAAAAAAAACUUUUUUGAAAGAUCCGACGGCUGAGAUCAUUUUGACACUGUUCCAACGUCAAAAAAAUGAUCCAACGGCUAAAAAUAAAAUCCAACAGUUCAAAUUAUUUAUUUUAUUUUUACAUUAUUUUUAAUUAAUAUUUGAUCCGAAAAUUCUAUAUAAACACCCCCAUUCUUCCUAUUUUGAUCACACAUCUCCCAUCUAUCUCAUUCUUCUUCAAAUUUUUUGUAUAUCCAUAUUUUGUAAUGUCUUCCUCAAGAAGGGGUGCUAAUUGGACUGUUAGUGAGGAUGUUGCUCUAUGCAAUGCUUGGGUUAUCAUCUCGGAAAAUGGGGUCAUCGGAAUAAAUCAACUGGGGGAGAGUUUUUGGAACCGAGUUCAUGUGCUAUUUUCUGAAAAAAGUAGUGUUCAUCGGAGUCGGGAUUCAAUUGAGUCUCGUUUCAAGAUCAUCAAUCACCAAUGCUCGUUGUGGAAAGGUUGUGUGCGGAAGGCAAAUGCAACCCCGACGAGUGGGGCGAACCUAGCCGAUUUGGUAAAUUAUAAAUUACUCCAUUAUUUAAUAUUAAUUCAUAAAUUAUAUAUUAAUUUUUUAAUAUAUAUAACUCCAUAUUUAUAAUGUUAUUUUGAUUCGUAAUGUAGGACUAUCAAGACAAGGUCAUUUUCAUGAAUGAUAACCAUGGAAAACCAUUCAAAUUUGAGCAUGCUUGGCGUAUUCUCCACUCCUUUCCAAAGUGGUACCAACAAUACGAAGCUCCGAUAAAUUUAAAUUCCUCUCCAACAUCGCCCAUGGUCGUAGGUGGUGAUGUUAGCUCUCCCUCGGAUGGAGAACCACUACAACGCCCUGAAGGUCGUGACAAGCAAAAGGCGAAAAGAAGUGGAAAGACAAAGGCAUCUAAACUAGAUCCACUGAUAACGCCCCAAGAUGUAGGACAAUUUUUCCACUCCCAGUGCAUGCAAUCAAUUGACCCAAUCAUCCCAGGAAAGCCUCUCUUUGAGGCCUUUUCAAGAAGACGAUGUAGAUCCCCGGGGUUAGGGGUUCGUAAGUACCAAGAACCAUACACACUAACAAUUGCCCUACAAAAUUUCUUCAGGCAUAAAAGUGUGGUCGUCUCACCCAAACGACAUAACUGGUCUAAGGAAUCAGCCGAGCAACCAUUGGUGAGCAUAAAUAUCGCACUAAUGAGUUUUUGUUGAGGAGAAAGAGAUACCUUAUUUGCAGCAUCAGCUGUACUUAGGAAAUAAGGAUCAAAGGCCAUGACAUCUGUCAUGAUUCGAUUGAACAAAUGUCGUUGCAUGUGAAAUCGACGCCGGAAGAUACGUGCGUUGUAGGUGGGGUUUGGAUUCCAGUAAUCAUCCAUCAACAAACGUUGUCUAGCUUCUCGACCACGAUCUAUGUACUCACGAGUGUUGGAGCUCGUUGCAACUAAAGAAGCCAUCAUAGCCAUUCGCAUGCGGUCGGAGUGAGCGUCUUCUUCUUCAUCUUCAUGAAUGGAUUGGUAAAAUGAGGGAAAAGAACUCAUUAUUUUCUAUGGGAGAAGUUAAG
Messenger RNA from Cuscuta epithymum, 1723 nucleotides. NCBI's taxonomy places the organism in Eukaryota, Viridiplantae, Streptophyta, Magnoliopsida, Solanales, Convolvulaceae. The record is from the annotation of a GenBank genome assembly.